This is a messenger RNA of Ceratina calcarata, 2021 nucleotides long. RefSeq names its product 4-coumarate--CoA ligase 1. The transcript is spliced from 8 exons. The record is from RefSeq and is a predicted model, not a curated record. Bases 137 to 1771 code for a protein of 544 amino acids. Gene Ontology annotation, molecular function: CoA-ligase activity. NCBI's taxonomy places the organism in Eukaryota, Metazoa, Arthropoda, Insecta, Hymenoptera, Apidae.
AGACUGUGCAUUUCAUGUUUUCCAUGGCAGUCGGUUAAGAGUCUCCGUCAAGUGUACCACUUUCAUCCUUCUAGUUGUUUAGAUGUGAAGAAGAUUUGAGUGUUUUAGAAAACAAAUCCCAUUGAGUUCGACUACAAUGGUUGUCAACGGCAAGGGAACGAGCAACGAUGAGCCACUGUUCACAAUCGAAGACAACAUAUUGAAGGGAAGGGUUGUUAAGAUAGACAGCAAAUACACUAGCAUUGGGAAGUUACUGUUCGAUUCUUUAAGAAACAAGCCGGAUUUUAUCGGCCAGGUGGACACGAUCACCGGAAACGAAGACACCUUCGGAGAAAUUGCGGAUCGUGCUGUGAAAUGUGCUCUGUGGUUGCAAAAAUACGGAGUGGGAAAGGGUGACGUCGUCGCAAUUUCCACGCAUAAUCAUUUGGAUGCCGUUGUCCCAUACUUCGCGACAUUUUUUUUGGGCGCUAUCGCCAAUCCAUGGGAUUACGAAAUGAAUAUCCAACUGGCGCGUCAUUUUAUCAAACUGACGCAGCCGAAAGUAAUCUUCGCGAACGAGAAAUCGGUGAGUGUGAUAAUGGAAGCGUCAAAAAUCGAGGUUUUCCACACGAAAGUGGUAUCCUUUAGUGGCUUUCCUGGAACAAUACCGUUCUCGGACGUGUUAAAAGAUCAUACUGAAUCUGCGGUGGUUAACUUCGAGUGCAAACAAAUCGAGGAUCACCUCACGGCGUUGAUCCUCUUCUCGUCCGGGACGACGGACUUACCGAAGGGUACGCAAUUGUCAAACAGAGCGCUAUUGAACGUGAUGGAAUUAAACGAGAAUUUUGCUCUAAGUACAACGACACCCAUGUGGUUCAGCUCCCUGUACUGGGUCAGUGGGUCUCUACUCAGUUUGAAGAGCAUCACUAGUUACUCGAAGAAAAUUAUCGCGCCGGAUUUCGACGAGAAGACUGCUUGCGAAUUGAUUGAAAAAUUUCAAGUUAGUUGGUUAAUGUUGAGCACCAGCAUGUCGAAUCGACUUGUCCGAUAUAAUCACUUACACGAAUACAACUUAUCCUCCUUGAAAACGUUGCUUACCGGUGGAGCUAUCCUUACGAAAGAGUCAGAGGAAUUAAUGAGAAAAAAUUUGCCGAACACACGAAUUAUACAAGCAUACGGUAUGACCGAGCUUUGCGGCUUAGUUCUUAUACAAUUACCGGACACCGUGAGCGGAUCUUGUGGCGUGAUAAGCACGAACUGCCAAGCGAAAAUCGUGGACCCCGGGACAGGGAACGUGCUCGGUCCGAAUCAGCCUGGCGAGCUUUGUGUGAAAUCGUGGUCAAUGAUGACCGGCUAUUACCGAAACCCUGAAGCCACGAAGGCCACCAUCGACAAAGAGGGAUGGAUGCACACGGGCGACCUGGCUUACUAUAACGAGAAAGGAGAAUUUUUCAUUAUCGACAGAUUGAAGGAACUUAUAAAAUACCAGGGACAUCAAAUGACACCUGUAGAAAUCGAAACUGUGUUACAUUCCCAUCCAGCUGUUUUAGAAGUAGCAGUGGUUGGCAUACCACAUCCUACCGACGACGAACAUCCCGUUGCUUUUGUUAGCAAGGUACCAAAUAAAGAGGUCUCCGCAGAAGAAUUAAUAAAAAUUGUGGAAAUGAACUUGAUGGAUCAUCACAAGCUCCGUGGCGGAGUAAAAUUUUUACCAACCUUGCCACAUACUCAUUCAGGAAAAAUUGCGAGAAAGGAAUUAAGAGCCGUCGCGAAGACGCUCGCAGAUUUUUAAUUUCUGAUUUGAUAUUUUGAAAUAAUACAAUGAAUUAAUAGUAGUAAAUAAACAGUAUUAAAUAAUUGUAUUAAAAACGAAAUCAACGAAUAAUAAAUUGUAAUAAAUGUUUUUUACUGCAAUAAGGAAUAGUGAGAUAAAGGAGAUGAAAUCAAAUUAGUUUCGCAUUGAAGUUUUUUGGAAAUUAAUACAAUUUAUUGCAUGACUUUAUUAUAAAUCUGCGGAAAAAUAAAAUUAUGCUUUUUUGUAA